Messenger RNA from Zingiber officinale, 1578 nucleotides. Its product is annotated as iron-sulfur cluster co-chaperone protein HscB homolog. NCBI's taxonomy places the organism in Eukaryota, Viridiplantae, Streptophyta, Magnoliopsida, Zingiberales, Zingiberaceae. The transcript is spliced from 9 exons. The coding region runs from base 423 to 1289 and encodes 288 amino acids. Gene Ontology annotation, molecular function: ATPase activator activity; protein-folding chaperone binding. Gene Ontology annotation, biological process: [2Fe-2S] cluster assembly; protein complex oligomerization. The record is from RefSeq and is a predicted model, not a curated record.
GGCACCUCUUCUUUUUCCCCGAUUCCAUCUUCUGCCGAUCUCACGCAUCUGCGUCGCCCGACUUCUUCUCGAUCUCACUAGCACAUCACCUCCCAAUCAUUGAUGCCGCGAUUUCUUCACCGGGGCAGUUCUGCAGUUGGUGCCACAGGCAGUGGGAAUCCUUCGCCAGAGUUGCAGUGCGGUCAUUGCCGAUAGCACCAGUCAUAGCGGGCAUUGCAGACGACCAGAUCUACCCGUUGCACACCUUACACACUUUCGAACCCUCGAUACCGGUCACAGUGACCCCUUGCUGCUAUACUCGAGGACAGCGACUUCACUUAGUUCGGCCACAGCUACUGGUGGUGGAGUUAUCCGAUCGUAAGUCAACAGAGGUGCAUUCGGAUUGGGAGAUCAUUCUGGAAAUUAACCCUUAUUUGGUCAUAAUGAGAACAACGAAGAAUUAUUCUCUGUUCUUAAUGUUGAGAUCAAGUGUUGGGGAGCUGUUUUAUAAGAAAACAGCAAAGCCGGGCCUUCGUUUCUUUGCCAAAGGCCUUAUUCUUGGGAAUUCUCACUUCCAUUCCCUGUCUCCUUCAGAUUUUUUCCUAUGUAAUAGAGCAUACAGUGUUCUUGUGAGAGACUUUGUUCUUUGUGGUGGUUCUCAGCAUGGCUUACAAGAAUCAAAGGCUUUGGAUCGAUCAUUCUACUCGUCAAGUACUUGUAGUGGAGAAUUGCCUAAGUGUUGGAACUGUGGUGGCACUGCUCCAACAUCUAUCCCAUUCUUGGCUUGUGAAUCGUGUGGAAGUGUGCAACCCAGGAAUCUAUCUAUUGAUUUCUUCCAGAUUUUUGGUCUAGAAAGAUCACAUGACAUAAAGGAUGAUAAUCUAGAAGGGAAGUACAAAGAUUGGCAGAAAAAGUUGCACCCUGACUUGGUGCAUUCAAAAUCUGAGAAGGAAAAGAUGUUUGCGGCUGAGCAAUCAGCUCUAGUCAUUGAUGCGUAUCAAACUUUAAGGAAGCCAUUGCUGAGAGCAAUAUACCUGUUGAAACUGGGGGGAAAGCAUGUGGAUGAAGAGAAAACUAUCACAGAUCCAGAAAUGCUGGCCGAGAUGUUGGAAAUGCGAGAAGCUGUUGAUGAAGCACAUGAUUCACCGACACUGAAGAAGAUAAGGGCCGAGGUCGAAGAAAAAUUUGAGACAUAUUCUCGAUCAUUCAGCCAAGCUUUCUCGAGUGGAGAUUUUGAUGAUGCCAUCUCAUCAAUUGAUAGAAUGAGAUACUAUGACCGUGCUAUCGAAGAGAUAAGAAAGAAACUUUAAAAUUUUCACCAUCUUGUCGACUGCUGGUGAUAGUGAAUGCCAGAAUAGUUAUCACGGAGCCAUUUUCAUUUGUGGCUGUGUUGGAAGCUGAUGUUCCCGAAAAGCAUUGAGAAAUGUAGCGAUAGGCCUGUUCUCACUUUAUUGGUGAAUUUAAACCUUCUGUUUUCCUUUUUUUUGUAACUCGAGCAGAGUACCACAAUACCACAUACAAUAGGUUUAAGUGCUUUGUUACAAAAGGAAUAAUCUUUGUUAACAUGAAGUUUACCAAGAUCAAAGAGCUAUUAUACCA